UUCUAUCUGUCUUCUUCCUCCAUCUAGCCCUAAUUAUAUUGGGUUACUCUGUUUUUGGCAGGAAAGAUGUCUGGUAAAGGCGCCAAAGGUUUGACCACCGGCAAAACCCUCGCUUCCAACAAGGACAAACACAAGAAAAAACCCAUCUCUCGUUCUUCUCGAGCUGGUCUCCAGUUCCCGGUGGGUCGUAUCCAUCGUCUACUAAAGCAAAGGACCACGGCACAUGGGAGAGUAGGAGCCACGGCUGCGGUUUAUUCUGCUGCUAUCCUGGAAUAUUUGACUGCAGAGGUGUUGGAGUUGGCCGGAAACGCGAGCAAGGAUCUUAAGGUGAAACGUAUUACCCCCUGGAGAGGGAGAGAUGCAGAGAACUCUCUCGCCCUUCCUCCUCAGGGGAGGAGCAACCGCCCUACACCGGUGGCGGCCACGGCGGCUCACGCGGAGCCAUGGCAGCCGGCGUCAGAGGCUGUCGGCGAGG
Molecule: messenger RNA, 475 nt
Organism: Hibiscus syriacus
Lineage: Eukaryota; Viridiplantae; Streptophyta; Magnoliopsida; Malvales; Malvaceae
Product: probable histone H2A variant 3
Exons: 4
Cellular component (GO): nucleosome
Molecular function (GO): DNA binding; protein heterodimerization activity; structural constituent of chromatin
Source: RefSeq, a predicted model, not a curated record